AUACCUUUACGAAAUGCUGUAGUCAACUCUACCCACUUGAGGCACAAUCAUAGCGCAAAAGCUUCCAUCAGCAAUAAAAUGAAUAGUUCACUUACGUGUGAGCGGAGGGGCAUCGAAACGUAACCGCACCGAAAUGUUGCGAAUUUUUCAUUUGCCCACGCUUUAUAGCUUAAUUAAAUGUUGCGGAGAACUGUUUUUAUUUGAGGCAAAAUCAUAGACCGAAAGCUAACAAUGGGCAACAAAUUAGGGCAAUUUGUUAGAGGCACACCAAAAUGUUUGACAUAUUGAUAACUUUCGAGGGGCUUGACGUUGUCAUUUGGGGAGCUCCGUGUUGUUUGCGGACACAUCGGGGCGCGAUAAAAUUGUCAGCAUUUUGAAGCAUUUUAGGGUCGUCUCGGUGGUCAUUUCACAGCCAGUCAGACUCUUUACGUCACACGAGGUGGUUGAUCUGAAAUUCCGACGUGAGUAUUUGCGGGGAAAAGUGUGUAAAUAGAUCGUUCAAGAUGCUUUCUUUUUGUUAUUUGACGCAAUCACACGGAGGGGUGGGCGUGGCCGAGUGACGCGCUCGUCAUACUUUGAGGCCUCUGAUUGGCUCAUGCCGGCAUAGGCUCGUCCAAUAGGAGCCAAGACAUCGCCGCUUGCAGUCACUCCUACCCGGAAACGCCUCCUUCUGGCUUCGUCAUAUAAACAGAGGCAAACUUGAAAGCUGUAGUAGUUACGUCUUCUGUACAUGUCCUUGUUGAGUUCCUUCGUGCCUUGGCCUCCCCCCCAACAUGACGAUCAAAAGCGCGACAGGACAGCCCGGCUUGACUUAUUCCAAGUUUAAAGGCCUUGUGGCCUCUGUGUGCGCUUUCAUGAAACAGCGGAGAAUGGGACUGAACGACUUCAUUCAGAGGCUCGCCACCAACGCCUACACCUGCAAGCAUGUGGAGGUGCAGUCCAUCCUGAACCUGAGUCCUCCGCAGGAUGCUGAGCUGAUGAACACCAACCCCUCCCCUCCUCCCAGCCCAACCCAGCAGAUCAACUUGGGCCCGUCGUCCAACCCGUCGGCCAAGCCCAACGACUUCCACUUCCUCAAAGUGAUCGGCAAAGGCAGCUUCGGCAAGGUGCUGCUGGCCCGCCACCGCCAAGACGACCGCUUCUAUGCCGUCAAGGUGCUACAGAAGAAGGCCAUCCUCAAGAAGAAGGAGGAGAAGCACAUCAUGUCGGAGAGGAACGUGCUGCUGAAGAACGUCAAACAUCCUUUCCUGGUGGGCCUGCAUUACUCCUUCCAGACGGCCGGCAAGCUCUACUUCGUCCUCGACUACAUCAACGGGGGAGAGCUCUUCUACCACCUGCAGCGCGAGCGCUGCUUCCUGGAGCCGCGGGCGCGCUUCUACGCCGCCGAGAUCGCCAGCGCGCUGGGUUACCUGCACUCGCUCAACAUCGUCUAUCGCGACCUCAAGCCCGAGAACAUCCUGCUCGACUCGCAGGGCCACGUCGUCCUCACCGACUUUGGACUCUGCAAGGAGAACAUCGAGCCCAACGGCACCACCUCCACCUUCUGCGGCACGCCCGAGUAUUUGGCUCCCGAGGUUCUCCACAAAGAACCGUACGACCGCACGGUGGACUGGUGGUGCUUAGGGGCCGUCCUGUACGAGAUGCUCUACGGCCUGCCGCCCUUCUACAGCCGCAACACGGCCGAGAUGUACGACAACAUCCUGAACAAGCCUGUGCAGCUCAAGCCCAACAUCUCCAACGCCGCCCGCCACCUCCUGGAGGGCCUCCUGCAGAAGGACAGGACCAAGCGGCUGGGCUGCGCCGACGACUUUAUGGAAAUUAAGAACCACGUGUUCUUCUCGCCCAUCAACUGGGACGAGCUCAACAGCAAGAAGAUUACGCCGCCCUUCAACCCCAACGUGACGGGGCCCAACGACCUGCGGCACUUUGACCCCGAGUUCACGGACGAGCCGGUGCCCAACUCCAUCGGCUGCUCGCCCGACAGCGCGCUGGUGACGGCCAGCAUCAAGGAGGCGGCCGAGGCCUUCGUGGGCUUCUCCUACGCCCCCUCCAUGGACUCGUACCUUUAGCAACGAAACCGCUCGUUGUCACCUUGCAACAAAACUGCUGUAUGUAAAUAUUGCACCAACGGACCACAAAUGGUUUGCGACUGAGUCGCCGAGCACACGUUUGUUCGUCCACGUAGACAUCGCCAUCUCCCUCCUCCGCUGUUUCUCCACAUUCCCUUUUUUUUUUUUUUCAUUUGUUAACGUCACAGGAUGAAACUGGGAGCAAGCUGAAUGUUACAGAGCGGCCGUUAGUGGUCAAAGGUGCCUUUUUGGGGGUGGGCGGGGCUCUGCUCCCCUGCCCGCGUUGCACAGAACACUAGAGGGCGCUGUGGCACCUUCAAAAUGGCCGUCUUGGCAACUGAUCAUUUUGCACACAGAAAUGGUGUGAGCACAGCGCCCCCUACAUGUUAUAUUUUGUUGUUUUUUUUUUGAAGGGGGGGUGAACAUACCCUUACGCUGCAAGCAUUUAUUUAACAUCCCCCGAUUGUUUUAGUCCAAUUUGUCCUCACAAGGAAUCAAAUUCCAUCUUACAAGUGACAUUUUUUCCAGUCCUUUUUGGCUGGAUAUGACUGAUGUGCAUUUAGUUGGUCAUCCUUGAACGAGUACACCACGUCCUCACUCGCAGGAAUUCCUUCUUGACAGCACUAGUAGACUGUCUUCCAAGUAACCCUUCUACGCAACCGGUGGCCUCCUCAUAUGUCAUUAAACCUUCGCAGUGAACGCGUGUGCUCACCGGUCGCAGUGUGUCUGCCACUAGUAGCCUGCUGGGCAUUCUAGUUGCACCAAAAUGCCCACUUGUGGUUUUGCCUCACUAGUAUAACCUGUGCAGAAAUAUAAUCCAGUCAAGGGGGAAAAAAGUGACUAGCAAGACAGUCAUUACAAUAGUGAAGAUGGCGCGUACUCGUACAUGGAACUGACAUCCUUGAUGUUUAGUACUACAGUAGUACACACACUUUGUCCUUAUGAAUGUGUCAUUUUUUUCUCCCCGCGUUGUUGCCUUCCACGUUCGCCCCCUCAGCCGACAUUCCGUUGUCAUGUUGUUGAACGCUAUUUAAGUUUUUUGUUGUUUUUUUUGGGGGGUGGGGGGGUUGUCUGAGUGAGUUGUACUGUACAUAGAACAGAAAACGAUCAAACGACGUGACCACAAUAAAGGUAAAUGCGUCAAUGUGCUUGUGUUCUCGAAGAUUUUCUUGAGACCUCUCAAACCCUUUGACGAUGCCUAACUGUCAUUAAAAAGGGAUUCCAUUGUU
Messenger RNA from Hippocampus comes (tiger tail seahorse), 3298 nucleotides. It is a transcript of the gene sgk1, whose product is annotated as serum/glucocorticoid regulated kinase 1. NCBI's taxonomy places the organism in Eukaryota, Metazoa, Chordata, Actinopteri, Syngnathiformes, Syngnathidae. Gene Ontology annotation, molecular function: protein serine/threonine kinase activity; ATP binding. The record is from RefSeq and is a predicted model, not a curated record. Bases 774 to 2069 code for a protein of 431 amino acids. Gene Ontology annotation, biological process: protein phosphorylation. The transcript has 10 exons.